AUGUUAGAUUUUCUAGGUUUUAUUCUGUCUUAAAUUAAUGAAGAGGAUGUAAGAUUAAAAUAAAAGAUGCAAGCUGAUGAAGGAUGUAUGUUUUAAUCAAUUCAAUAAUAGAUAAGAGGUCUGGUGAAAUAUCUUAUAAGCAAUUGGACUUUUAUUGA
This is a messenger RNA of Paramecium sonneborni, 158 nucleotides long. NCBI's taxonomy places the organism in Eukaryota, Ciliophora, Oligohymenophorea, Peniculida, Parameciidae. The record is from the annotation of a GenBank genome assembly.